Molecule: messenger RNA, 582 nt
Organism: Nicotiana attenuata
Lineage: Eukaryota; Viridiplantae; Streptophyta; Magnoliopsida; Solanales; Solanaceae
Product: RNA-directed DNA polymerase homolog
Exons: 1
Coding region: 1-582 (193 amino acids)
Source: RefSeq, a predicted model, not a curated record
AUGUUUCGACCUGAGCUUGUACUACAAAUUGAAGUCGAAGUCAACAAGCUCAUUGAGACAGGAUUUAUUCGAGAGGUAAAGUACCCAUCAUGGAUAUCGAAUAUUGUACCUGUCAAUAAGAAGAAUGGUCAAAUACGUGUUUGUAUUGACUUUCGAGACCUAAACAAGGCAUGUCCAAAAGAUGACUUCUCGCUACCAAUUAUUGAACUCAUGGUUGAUGCUACAACAGGGCAUGAAGCUAUGUCAUUCAUGGAUGGGUCCUCCAGAUACAAUCAAAUCAGAAUGUCUCCAAAUGAUGAAGAGUGUACUGCUUUCCGAACUCCAAAAGGGAUAUAUUGCUUCAAAGUGAUGCCCUUCGGUCUGAAGAAUGCCAAUGCCACCUACCAACAUGCGAUGCAAAACAUCUUUGAUGAUAUGCUUCAUAAGAGUGUUGAAUACUACGUCGAUGACUUGGUGGUGAAGACGAAGAGUAGGUGUUACCACCUUGAAGACCUUCGAAUUGUUUUUGAAAUGUUAAGAAAAUUCGACCUGAAGAUGAAUCCACUCAAGUGUGCAUUUGAAGUUACCUCAGGAAAUUCUUAG